Fusarium verticillioides 7600 is the source of this 546-nucleotide messenger RNA. RefSeq lists its product as hypothetical. Bases 104 to 514 code for a protein of 136 amino acids. The transcript has a single exon. The record is from RefSeq and is a predicted model, not a curated record. Lineage: Eukaryota; Fungi; Ascomycota; Sordariomycetes; Hypocreales; Nectriaceae.
GAUAAAGGACCGAGAUUGAGGAUUUUUCUAUUAGAUUCGCCACCAGAUUCCCAGAUGGGAGAUUAUCCAACGAUGUGAGGAUCUCUGCAAGUGUAGUGGCGGCAUGAGAAACGAGGCUCUUCUUCACACUGACAGCCUUGGCCUUGACAAGGACCCUCACUACCUCACUCACUGCUCGAAGAGAUGGAACAUGCAUUGCAUCUGCGGAUUCGAGUUUCCAUGGUCUUGGCGAGUCGGUAACACGGCGCAUUUUUAUGGAUCAGUUUUGUCAGGGACUCUUCCCUCACAGGCCUUGAGGGCCAAAGAGAUUCCGGCCAAGGCGACACUAUUUCAAGUUUUCUGUUACUGUUGUGUUAGUGGUGGUUCUCUUCUCUCAACUCAUUUUGGUGCAUGCAAGCCAGCAGCCAGCCCACACGGCCAUGGCCGACUGGCACCCCACGUACAUGGAGAAACUCGCGCUUGCAAGCGAAGCCAGGCGAAGCGAAAACGGAUACUAGAGCUAAUAACUACCUAACCAAGAACUCAAUUGUAAGUUGUGGCUUUCGG